AUGAAUAUUAACCCUGAUGCUACUGAACUCCAGUGCCUCAAUCAGCACAAUCCCCUCGCGAAUGCCAGUCAGCUUGCACCUCGGGCCAGUGCCGAACCCGCGAAGGCUGCGAUCUUUGUGCCAGCCAACGACAUCGAAAAGGAAGCAUACGAAGCCGUCGCCGGAAUCAUCCCCUCCAACCUCCUUGAACGAGUCUGGACUACGGUCCAGAUCUUCGCCGACGCGCGCGAGACGUGCACCCGCGCCGCCACUGCGACCUCCACCGCGACCUCCACCGCGGAGGAGCGGAUGACCGCGAAAACCACUGAAGCAGGUACAACAGCCGUUGCAACUCCCCUCGCCGCGGCGCCUGCUGCCGCCAGUGACACAUCCCGACCCUCUUAUGCGUCUAUUGCUGCCCGAAACCUGACCCCGACGCCUACCGGCUCCAGCCAGCGGUCGACCCGGAGGCGAAUCGAACGCGAAGUUGCAGUCCGAACCCGCAAUGGCGCCCCCAGAUACAAAGAGCAGAACCCUAAUGGACGCCGUAGCGGCUGCGAAUAG
Messenger RNA from Ilyonectria robusta, 543 nucleotides. RefSeq lists its product as uncharacterized. The coding region runs from base 1 to 543 and encodes 180 amino acids. The transcript has 2 exons. NCBI's taxonomy places the organism in Eukaryota, Fungi, Ascomycota, Sordariomycetes, Hypocreales, Nectriaceae. The record is from RefSeq and is a predicted model, not a curated record.